Molecule: messenger RNA, 2208 nt
Organism: Aedes aegypti (yellow fever mosquito)
Lineage: Eukaryota; Metazoa; Arthropoda; Insecta; Diptera; Culicidae
Product: esterase FE4
Exons: 4
Coding region: 405-2117 (570 amino acids)
Source: RefSeq, a predicted model, not a curated record
AUUUAGAUAUAGAUUGAAAUUUAGAUUAAGAUUGAGUUGAGGUCGAGACGGAGUAUGAGAAGGAAAUAGUGACAGAAAGUAAGUAACGAGUAAGCGAUUUACAUCGAUCAAUUUUCUUCUGUCCUAAUUUCAGAAAACGCCAACAUUUCUUCGGACUUGUUGAUUUCUUAACAUCUACAUAUUUAAAUUUGUGCACUGAUGAUGCCUUGGUGUUCAAACAAAAAUUACUAUCACUUGCUCUUCACUGCAGGUCAGAAGUAAAUGCAACAUUAUCAAAAAUUGAUAAUAGCUUCCUUCUAAAACUGCUAGCUGUGGCCAAAUAGAAGUAGUCUAAAUUUUGUCAUUCUAGAGAUUGCUGUUGUUCCCCUUAGUUCUGCUUAGUUGAUGGACAUGAAAGCCCAUCAAUGAAGUUUAAAAUUUUCGUGCUACUAAUUGCUACCGGAAUAGUUUUGUGCAUUGACCAGAAUGCCGAAACGUCUGCAGUGAACAUUGAAGGAUUGGGGCUGGUUCGUGGUUCCAUUAGCCACACGGCAUGGUCAAAAAGGAAAGUGUUCAAGUUUCAAGGUCUGCACUAUGGGUUGGCUCCCGUUGGAAAUUUAAGAUUCCAGCCUACGGUGAAAGCUGGCCCAUGGGAUGGUGUUCGAAAUGCAACUGAACCGGGUGUUCGUUGCCCUCAGAUCACCAAAGGAUACGUUAAUGUGGAUGACGAGGAUUGUCUUACCUUGUCGGUGUUCACAAACGAAUUGCAAGCAUCUCGUCCGGUGAUGGUGUUCAUACACGGAGGAUGGUUCUACACGGGAGGCGCCGAUGAGUUUCAACCAGACUUCUUACUGGAAUCGGAUAUAGUUCUGGUGACGAUUCAAUACCGCUUGGGACCGCUAGGCUUCUUGAGCACCAUGAGCGAUGCCAUUCCCGGCAAUGUUGGAAUGUUGGAUGUGAUCACAGCGUUAGAAUGGGUUCAGCAAAAUAUCGCCAGUUUUGGUGGAAACAGUUCGAUGGUGACGAUUUUUGGCCAAUCUGCUGGGGCGUCGUCCGUUUCUGCUAUGUUGCACAGCCCGUUGGUGCAGAAUCGUGGAGCUCCUCUGUUCCAUAGAGCGAUUCUGCAAUCCGGAUCACUGCUCGUACCUCGGCACGUUGCUGACGAUCCGGUGGAAGGAGCGAAGGACAUUGCCAAAAGAUUGGGCUGCGGCGAGUCGGAGAUCGAAUUGUGUUUCCGAGCAGCACCGACGAAAAAACUUCUGGAGGCGUUUCUCGAACAUCGAGCGGAAACCAUUCGAAGUCAAGGGUUUCCAUCAGUGGCAGCAGCUAACUUAGUGAUUGGUGGACCCACGGGUCUUUUUCCUCGACAUCCAAAGUAUAACAUGCGGAACGUCCACAAAAAUGUCCAAAUCAUGGCUGGGACAGUAUCUGACGACGGUCUGUACUUACUGUAUGAAAUCAACCGUUUCCAAUCGGAUCUACCAAAAUCGUUGAAUAGUACGGGUCAGGUGUUGGAUUACAUGCGAACCUUGUACGAAAAGUUUGGACAAUCGCGUUUAGAUGGAGUGCUUGAAUCUUAUGCGCUUUCGAGGCAUUUCAAUCACCGAGAUUUCGUAGAUUUGCGUUGGGAAAACAUAGUAACUAGUUUUGCUGACAUUUGUGCUGCUCAUGGAGUGAAAGGGCCUGUGGUAACCGAAGCUCGGGAAAUAUCCCGCAUGAAUCCAGGGAACGUCUAUCUGUACAGUUUUGACUAUUCGGGCUCUCAGACACCCGAGAGCUCACACGAUAUGUUCCCGUACAAAGGACCCGUGCAUCAUGCCGACGAACUCAACUACCUCUUUCCGUUGAAGAAUAUGAAUUCCGAUGACGUAUCAAUGGCAAAGACUAUGGUACAGUUGUGGACUUCGUUUGCCUCAGAUGGUGUUCCCAGGGCAAAAAAUGUUCCGACGUGGCACCCUAUGGGUGACUUCAGUGGAAAAUCUGUGGAAGAAACAGGGCUUCUAGGAUUUUAUGGACCAUACAUGAAAAUUAACCGGAGAAGCCAACAGGCCAACGACUAUCGAGAAGAGUUUCUUGCUACUACCAGGCGUUAUAGAUCACAGCAAUAUGAAACUCCACCAGAAUCAACUCAAACAUGAGUUGUUCAAAAUUCUGUAGUUAGGAUAAAACAACAAGUUCCAAUAAAUCAAAUGUUUUAAAUUUGCAAUACAACAGAAGUACUUACACAAA